This is a messenger RNA of Penicillium riverlandense, 909 nucleotides long. RefSeq lists its product as uncharacterized. Gene Ontology annotation, biological process: DNA damage tolerance; double-strand break repair via homologous recombination. Lineage: Eukaryota; Fungi; Ascomycota; Eurotiomycetes; Eurotiales; Aspergillaceae. Gene Ontology annotation, molecular function: ubiquitin-protein transferase activity. Gene Ontology annotation, cellular component: Smc5-Smc6 complex; nucleus. Bases 1 to 909 code for a protein of 302 amino acids. The record is from RefSeq and is a predicted model, not a curated record. The transcript is spliced from 4 exons.
AUGGACGAUGUCGAGUACAACGAUGCCAACCGCGCCUUCAUCCAGGCCUUCAUGGCGCGCUCAUCCAUGACCUUGCCAGAAGCUCAGCCGGUCCUGGCAGCCAUUAUUUCACAGCACGAGGGUCGUACAGUCGACCCCGACGACGUCACCGCAGAGCAUCUCUCCUCCUUCAUUUCCGCCGCCAACUCGGCAAUAUCGUCCUUUGACCUCGAAAUCCGCAGCUCCCUACACCAGACCCCUCAAGGAAACUCACAGGGUACGACUACCCCGGCGCCGGAGCGGUUCUAUGCGCUCGUCAACACAACCAGCGACGCUCUAACGCAACUCGCGACCACCCACUCCGCCGACGAGAUCGCCUUCGUCAAGAGGGUUCUGGACUACAUGUUCGACACAAAUAACACCCGGCGAUGUGAAGGAAUGGCCAUCUCAAGCAUUCAGGCUAUCCAGCAGGCCAAGACUUCGGGAGAUGCUAGUCGACGGCGGUCUACGAAUGUCGAGAACGUUAUGAGGCGGCUGACCGAUGAAGGCUGGCUCGAGAAGAGCCGCAAGGGAUUGUUUACCCUCACCCCGCGGGCGUUGAUGGAGCUGCGUGGCUGGUUGGUCUUGACGUAUAAUGACGAUGUCACGCGGAUCAAGAAUUGCGCUGCGUGCAAAGAAAUCAUCACGGUGGCCGUCUGCACGACCACUGCAUGCGGAACUUCUUUCGAAUGCAGCAAGCAGAAAAAGUGCCCCGUGUGCAAAGAAGAAUGGCCCGGUGACCAGUUUGUGGGUGAGAGAGCCAUUAUCGCGCAGCAGGGCCGACGACCGAUUACUGCUGCUGUCCCAAGCGAGACCGCACCUCCGUCGAGCGUGCCGAAUGGUCAACAUGAUGCAUCUCAAGAGGGAAAUGGUGAUGAGGAUGAAGGAUGA